Molecule: messenger RNA, 1785 nt
Organism: Linnemannia hyalina
Lineage: Eukaryota; Fungi; Mortierellomycota; Mortierellomycetes; Mortierellales; Mortierellaceae
Source: the annotation of a GenBank genome assembly
AUGUCUUUUUUCGUCGACCAACCCACCACUCAACAAACGACAACAACCACCACUCAACUCAGGAAACAACACACAUCACGCACAAGCAUGGACUCGAUGCCAGCAGAGCUGAUCGAGGCCUUUGGCCAAUACCUCGACGGCCCAUCCCUCUACUCAUCCCUCCGCGUCUCUCGCUUCUGGUUCAACGCCCUCUCCUCCCUCAUCUGGAGCCACAUCUCAAAAACUCAAUGGCAUCGCACCGGUUUCCCCAUCCGCCAAGUCUUUGACGCCUACGACGACAGCCCCCUCCGACCCAAACUACUCCAGGUGCGACAUCUCGAAUGGGCUGCCAAUUCGGAUCUCAAGGACGUCAGUGCGAUCACCAUCAGGAAAGAGAUUGCUCGUUCGAGACUGGUCCAACUCUUGCGUAUGGCCGCCAACGUCCGGUCGCUCGAGCUGCAGCUGUCUAUUACUGCAGACGAAUUGGGCUUGCUCCAGUCGAUUGCUGGAUUGCGACACCUGAGGCGGUUACGGAUCGAGGCGACGGGGCUGGAUAUGUUUGCGAUCCGGCUGCAGGACAUGAACGACACGUUUGCGAACCUCGAGAGUCUGGAAUCGGCGGGUCAUUGGCUCCAGAUCAACCUCAGCAGUUGGGAACGGCCGGAGGAUGCUCAGCAAUGGCGGAUGGAACGAUUAUCAGUCGGGUACUAUGCACUGCCUAUCCUCUGGCACUGCGAGAACCUCCGGGAGUUGGAAAUUCGGAUCUUUGAGGGCUUUGGAUUCCAACGGUCAGAGAAGCGAUCGUUGCGGCCUUUGCAGAUGUGUCGGAACCUGCAAGUUCUCAAGAUCCAUCGGUACAGUCGUCAGGAUACGUUGCUCGAUCUCGUGGAAACAAUCGGCAGCCUGCGACAACUCCGCUCCUUAUCAUUCAGCAUCCUGGACUUUUCCUUUUUUGAUCUCCUCUGUCGACCCGAGUCAAUUGUGCCAACAGAGGGCGAUCAUCGUCUACAAGGGAUUAAACCGGAGCAGCAGGAUGAGACUGGACACAGCAGCGCAAGGCCACCCGACAACGACGACAACGACGAUCUCCCUCUACCACUCUUGGAGGAUCUCACUAUCAUCUCUGUCGAUGUUGGCGACAACACCUUUUCGGCCAUUGAUCGACUAUCGGCCCAGUUUUUCAACAUUCUCAGGACACGACCAUUGCUGAAAGGAUUCCAGAUUCAAGGAUUCAGUUUUUAUCCAUGGGACAUUUUUGCGCAACCAGAACGGGAACUCGAUCAUGGUUGGGCAUGUGUUGGACUGGAGACACUCAAGUUGCAAUUCAGGAGUCUGGAUCCUCGGAAAAUGAAUAGCAAAGAGAAGCGGUAUCGGAUAUGGCGGCCCAUCUAUCGACAACUCGGCCAAUUGACACGACUCAAGUCGCUUAUGAUCCAGUGCUGGAGUCUGGAAAAGGGUACGGAUGUCGGUAUUCUGGAACUGGCCCUGCCUCUUUCUUCUGGUACCGGAACAGUGUCUCGACAAAAGCAGGGAAGGUCAAAAUCUGUAUUGAACGGACCUGCUGCUGUUACAGCUACGGAUGACGCGUUGCCAUCAAAGUUGAAGGCAAGGCUGACAGAGCUGAGCAACUUGUACCUAUCAGACUCGAAGGGCAUGACGUGGUCAAGGACGGAACUAGAGAUUCUGCUUGCACUGUUUCCGAAGCUCAAGGAUCUCAAUCUACGACCGCUGAACCCUGGCAAUGGCAAGGAUAUCCAAAAGUGGCUGAAAGAGUGGAAGCGAACCGAUCUCAAGUUUGUCUAUUAG